GGAUGUGACAUUUCACGCAAGAUAGCGGCCGCCAUUUUGACUUCCCACAUUGAGCCUCGUACAAACCAACGGGAGGAGCGUGUCGAGGGCCAACGCCGCUCAAGUCACAACGAUUGCAUGAUCAAGCACAUUCCUCUUGGGGAACGGCACUUGUGUGACGGGAAUGCGACGGCUUGCCGCUUUUUGUCAGUAGGGACGCUUUCGUGGGGAAUUUGUUUGGAUCAGGGCCGCGGCAACUCUCGUCUCCGCGAACUUCCAAAUUAACGUCAGUCCAAGCUAUUUCUAUUUGCAACCUGGUUUGAAUGGAUAGCUUUCUCCUCCGCUCUUCCCCAGACGAGGGACACACGGAGGAGCACACGGACUGGGGAUAUCGCAGGCAAAGUUAUUGAAUGUGUGGCUACCGCAAGAGCAUUUGUUUUCAUUGUUGUAUCUUUAGCGUUGAUAAGCUAGCUGUAAACCGGCUAUUUGUUCCACCAGGUGCGGGUCGUGUUUUUGCUCCACACUUCCCGGUGGAAAGCCGGAAUAAUUUAGCUCCUUUCAGUGGGCCUCCCUCCUCGGAGCCCCGACCCGUACUGCCAGCCGCCGCCGCCAGCCAGCUACUCGCAUCCACCAAAGGCGCCGAAAUUGGGCGAAUAGCGAGCAAAUACGUCCGCGUUUCUCUACCCGCUCCCCCGCCGACCUCCCCUCCUCACUCCCCGGCGCUGACAGCGGACAAGGCCGAGGUCGCAGCAGAGCAGGCCCGGCCGCCGAGGCUCGAGCGGUCCACCCCAUCUCCGCAUCUUACCACACCUCAUCAGCAGUCCAGAAACUGGUUCGCAUCUGAACCGGACUCGGACGACGUCGACGGUAGCCGAGAGAGUAGGGAGCCCCGGAUCGCAACGACAAAAGCUGACAACAUGAACCACCACCACCACCACACGCAGCAGCAGCAGAAAGCCGGCGAACAGCAGCUGAGUGAACCCGAGGAUAUGGAAAUGGAAGCUGGGGACACUGACGACCCUCCAAGAAUUCCAGCCAACCCAGUUAUCAAUGGUAACAUGGCCAUGGCAGAUGGACACAACAACACAGAAGAAGACAUGGAAGAUGGUGAGGAGUACACCAGUUGGCGGUCAGAAGCAACCUUUAGGUUUGUGGUGGAGCGCUUCAGUCGCCUCAGCGAGUCAGUUCUCAGCCCGUCCUGCUUUGUGCGCAACCUCCCAUGGAAGAUCAUGGUGAUGCCGCGCUUCUACGCCGACCGGCCACACCAGAAGAGUGUGGGCUUCUUCUUGCAGUGUAAUGCAGAAUCGGAUUCCACGUCAUGGUCAUGCCAUGCACAGGCAAUGCUAAAAAUUAUCAACUACAAAGAUGACGAGAAGUCGUUCAGUCGCAGGAUUGGUCACCUGUUCUUCCACAAAGAGAACGAUUGGGGCUUUUCCAACUUCAUGUCCUGGAGUGAUGUCACCGACCCAGAGAGGGGCUUUAUUGAUGACGACAAAGUCACAUUUGAGGUGUACGUCCAAGCAGAUGCUCCACACGGGGUGGCCUGGGACUCAAAGAAACACACAGGUUAUGUUGGACUCAAAAACCAAGGCGCAACCUGCUACAUGAACAGCCUACUUCAGACACUCUUCUUCACCAAUCAACUACGUCGGGCAGUGUACAUGAUGCCAACAGAGGGAGACGACUCAUCCAAGAGUGUUCCUCUGGCAUUGCAGAGGGUUUUCUACGAGCUGCAACACAGCGACAAGCCCGUUGGCACCAAGAAACUCACAAAGUCCUUCGGAUGGGAAACUCUUGACAGUUUCAUGCAACAUGAUGUUCAGGAACUCUGCAGGGUGCUCCUUGACAAUGUGGAGAACAAAAUGAAAGGCACAUGUGUUGAGGGGACCAUCCCGAAACUCUUCAGGGGAAAGAUGGUGUCAUACAUCCAGUGCAAGCAUGUGGACUACCGAUCAGAACGAAUAGAGGAUUACUAUGACAUCCAGCUUAGUAUAAAAGGAAAGAACAACAUUUUUGAGUCCUUUAAGGAUUAUGUUGCAACUGAACAGUUGGAUGGAGACAACAAAUAUGAUGCCGGAGAGCAUGGCCUGCAGGAAGCUGAAAAAGGAGUGAAGUUUCUCACUUUCCCACCAAUCCUUCACCUGCAACUGAUGAGGUUCAUGUAUGAUCCGCAGACUGAUCAAAACAUCAAAAUUAAUGACAGGUUUGAGUUUCCAGAUCAGUUACCUCUGGAUGAGUUCCUUCAGAAGCCAGACUCCAAGGACCCGGCCAACUACAUCUUGCACGCCGUGCUUGUGCACAGCGGGGACAACCAUGGCGGUCACUACGUCGUCUAUCUUAACCCAAAAGGAGACGGCAAAGUGAGUGUCAAGGAACCAAUAUGGUGCAAGUUUGACGACGACGUGGUAUCACGCUGCACCAAGGAAGAGGCCAUUGAGCACAACUAUGGUGGGCACGAUGACGACCUCUCUGUUCGCCACUGUACCAACGCGUACAUGUUGGUCUACAUACGGGAGUCCAAGCUGAGUGAGGUGCUCCUUCCCAUGACUGACGUGGACAUACCCCAGCAGCUCGUGGAGCGUCUGCAGGAGGAAAAGAGGGUGGAGGCACAGAAGAGGAAGGAGCGUCAAGAGGCUCACCUAUACAUGCAAGUUCAGAUGGUGACAGAGGACCAGUUCUGUGGUCAUCAGGGUAAUGACAUGUAUGAUGAGGAGAAGGUGAAGUACACAGUCUUCAAAGUCCUGAAGAGCUCCACGUUGCAAGAGUUUGUCCAGAACCUCUCCCAGACCAUGGGUUUCCCACAGGAGCAAAUGAGGCUGUGGCCCAUGCAAGCCCGUAGCAACGGAACUAAGCGGCCCGCUAUGCUCGACUACGAGGCUGACUGCAACAAGUCGAUGAUUGGCUUGAGUGAUAACGAGAAUCCAUGGACAAUAUUUCUGGAGACGGUAGAUCCCGAACUGGCAGCCAGUGGUGCAACACUACCCAAAUUUGACAAAGAUCGUGAUGUCAUGUUGUUCCUGAAGAUGUAUGACCCGAAAACAAGAAGCUUAAAUUAUUGUGGACAUAUCUACACGCCUAUAUCCUGCAAAAUAAGAGACCUGCUACCAGUCAUGUGUGAGCGAGCAGGUUUUCAGCAGGAAACUAGCCUUAUCCUCUAUGAGGAAGUUAAGCCCAAUCUAACAGAGCGGAUUCAGGACUACGAUGUCUCUCUGGACAAGGCCCUGGAUGAACUCAUGGAUGGGGACAUCAUUGUCUUCCAGAAGGACGACCCCGAGAACGACAGCAGUGAGCUACCAACGGCCAAGGAAUAUUUCCGGGACCUCUACUACCGAGUGGAUGUCAUCUUUUGUGACAAGACCAUCCACAAUGACCCUGGCUUUGUGGUCACGCUCUCCAACCGCAUGAACUAUUUUCAGGUGGCGAAGACGGUAGCCCAAAGGUUGAACACGGAUCCCAUGCUGCUGCAGUUCUUUAAGUCACAGGGGUACAGGGACGGUCCAGGGAAUCCUCUCAGACACAACUAUGAGGGAACGCUGCGGGACCUGCUGCAAUUCUUUAAGCCUCGGCAGCCCAAGAAACUCUACUAUCAACAGUUGAAAAUGAAGAUCACCGACUUUGAGAACAGGCGGAGUUUCAAAUCCAUAUGGCUCAACAGCCAGUUCAGAGAGGAGGAGAUCACCCUCUACCCUGACAAACACGGUUGCGUGCGCGACCUGUUGGAUGAAUGUAAAAAGGCCGUGGAGCUCUCUGAAAAGGGCUCCGAGAAGCUCAGGCUGUUAGAGAUAGUAAGCUAUAAAAUCAUCGGGGUUCACCAGGAAGACGAGCUACUAGAAUGUUUAUCUCCGGCUGCCAGUCGCACCUUCAGAAUAGAGGAGAUUCCUGUGGACCAGGUCGAUCUGGACAAGGACAGCGAGCUGCUCAUCCCCGUCGCUCAUUUCCAUAAGGAAGUCUUCGGCACGUUUGGGAUCCCAUUCUUGCUCAAAAUCCGACAGGGUGAGUCUUUUCGGGAGGUGAUGAGGAGGAUCCAGACAAUGUUGGAGAUCCAAGAGAAAGAAUUUGAGAAGUUCAAGUUUGCCAUCGUGAUGAUGGGCAGACAACAGUACAUCACUGAAGACAAGUAUGAGGUCAACUUGAAGGACUUUGAACCGCAGCCAGGAAACAUGUCACACCCGCGUCCCUGGCUGGGCUUGGAUCAUUUCAACAAAGCUCCAAAGAGAGGUCGCUACACCUACCUGGAGAAAGCAAUCAAAAUCCACAACUAAAGCAGCCCGUCCUUCCUCUUUUUCCUCCUCUUCCUCCCCCGCCUACUUCACACCAUAACUGACUGUAACCAACCUCACGUGUGUGUGCGCGUGUGGAAGUGUGCGCUUGAUUGUGCGUGUGAGAAUGUGGGCGCUCGUACGGUGUGCUCAUCACUUUCAGCCCACCACGUGGACACAAGCGAGCUCUGCACUGGCUCUUGUCUUCAGCCCAUCUUGCUGCAGCUGAUGGAUUCUCCUUCAACUCAACCAACUGCAACUGCAACUUUGUUUGGGUUUUUUUUGGUUUUUGCCACUCCCUUAAUUACAUUUUUUUUCCACUCUUUGCGGCUUCUCUUAACUGUUUACUGCCUGUGGUGUUGCCAGGAAGUGGCAGAAAUUUGGAUUUUAAUAUGUGGGGAAGUGUGACACAAGAUAAAAUAUUACACUAUAAUGUAUAUAUCUAUAUAAAAAUACAUAAAAGCUCUAGACUUUUCCCUGCUCUGCCUCAAUUUUUUUUUUAUUUUAUUUUUUUUUGGGUGGGUCGAUUUUAAAUGAAGACUUGCUGCUGUGAGGAGAGUUGAGUAGAAGUACAUUUGCGAGAACUAACUAGCAGGGAGGACGAAAAAAAUUCUCCCCAACAAACCAGCUGGGAGCUGUUGGCAUCCAUCUUUUUACGCUGCCCGAGUGUGCUUCUUGCGUUUUCUGCUCUCGCCCUUUUAGCGCAACAACGAAUUAAGUAUUUCCACAUUUACGCGCAGUUGUCUCACUUAGUUUUGUUGGGAGGCUAUUUUUUUCUGCAGAACUUGUAUUAUGAUAUAGUAAUAAGAAUCCACUGCAAAUGUUUAAAGAAAAAAAUAAUAAAACGGCGUUAAAAAUGAGGAGGAUAUUUGUCUGUAUUUCAUCUUGCACGCUGGCACUUAACGUCAGAGAGCUCAGGACCGGAAAAUGUUUUGUCAGUUUGGAUUUUUGAGUGACGCGCGGUCUCUGAGUUUCUCCAGUUUGAUAGUUGGCCGCUUUCUCAGUCAUUCCUCCCAUGGAGCACCAAAGCAGUUCUGUCUUCAUCCUUCCAUCCCUUUCACAUCUGCUCUGUCUCCCCCUGGUGGUUGGGAGCAGUAAGCCCACUGUGCUUGUGUGGUAGGGAGCAGCAGACUUGUAGAGCUGGCACAUUUGAGGAUUGUGUAAAGGACAAAAACCAGCAUUGUAAGAAACACUUAAAUCCCCAAUGAUUUUUUUUAAGCACAGAUGGAAUGCGCCUCAGUGCUUAGUGUGGCUCUGUAAAGACAAUUAAGAAUUGUAUAUUUAAAAAUACGAACAUGUAAAAUUGAAAGACACUCGCCUAUGUUGUGGGGUACGGAAGGAGCCAGUUGUUCAUAUUUCUUGUGUGUAGUUUUUUUUUUUAAUCCCUUUGCGUUCCUGAUGUAACAUUUGACAAUUUUAUUCUGUUACAUUUGCAUUUGUUUUCCAGAUUAACUGCAUCUGUUUUGUCUUGUCUCAAAGUGCAGUACAAAGAUGACCGACAGAAUCUCAUCUUUUUUUUUUCCAAUUGAAAAUCCUCAGUGUAGCAGCAGUGUACGACAACUAUUCCUGUAUAUUGACUUUUUGCUGGAAAAUGUAUGUUGAAUAAAAUUUUCUACAAAAUA
Messenger RNA from Hippocampus zosterae (dwarf seahorse), 5860 nucleotides. It is a transcript of the gene usp7, whose product is annotated as ubiquitin specific peptidase 7 (herpes virus-associated). Gene Ontology annotation, cellular component: nucleus; cytosol. The transcript has 31 exons. NCBI's taxonomy places the organism in Eukaryota, Metazoa, Chordata, Actinopteri, Syngnathiformes, Syngnathidae. The record is from RefSeq and is a predicted model, not a curated record. The coding region runs from base 390 to 4241 and encodes 1283 amino acids. Gene Ontology annotation, biological process: protein deubiquitination; regulation of protein stability. Gene Ontology annotation, molecular function: cysteine-type deubiquitinase activity; cysteine-type endopeptidase activity; protein binding.